Molecule: messenger RNA, 2751 nt
Organism: Lodderomyces theae
Lineage: Eukaryota; Fungi; Ascomycota; Pichiomycetes; Serinales; Debaryomycetaceae
Exons: 1
Coding region: 1-2751 (916 amino acids)
Biological process (GO): rRNA processing
Cellular component (GO): small-subunit processome; nucleolus
Source: RefSeq, a predicted model, not a curated record
AUGGCAAAGAAGAGCAAAGGAGUGAAAAAGAGUGGUAAGAACAGAAGCUCGAGAAAGAUUAUCGAUGCAUAUCAAAUUGCAGAAAGACAAGAGAAUCAAAGUCACCCUCGCGAUUUCGAUGAAUCAGACAAUGAUGUUCCUUUUGAGGAGGGGAUUCUAGAUGCAAGAAAGUUCUUAAACGAUGGGCAACAAAACGAAGACUUGUUAGAUGAAGAGAUUGAUUCUGAUGAAGCGUUGGCGAGUGAUGAUGAUUACGAUGUUUUAAAUAGCAAGUUUUCCCAAACGAUACGAGACAAAGCCAAGAGAAAGAAAAUAGGUCAAGACAGCGAUAGCGAUGAAGAGAGUGAGAUUGACGUUGAUGAUGAUGCGGCAUACGAUAGCAUUGAUGAAGGCCAGUUAGUUACAUUGUCGGAAGCUUGGGAUAUGGAUGACCGCGAUCUUGCUCAGGUUAAAGGAAGCAAAGAAUCAAAAGAGUUGGUGCUUAAUGAUGAGUGGGAGUCUGAGAGCUCAUCCAGUGGUGAAGAAGAGGACAAUGAAGGCGACGAUGACGACGAAGAAGACGAAGGAGUAGAGGAAGAUUGGGGUGAUACAACUAAAGUCUCAUCAUCUGAUCUGGAGCCUGAAUCCGAAGAAGGGGACUCUGAAGAAGAAGAAGAAGAAGAAGACAUAUUUGCUCACGAAUCAGGCGAUGAAGAUGGCGAGGUUGAUCUUGUAAAGACCACAGGAAUGUUGGAAAAGGAACUUGAAUUGGCAAAGCCCAAGGAGCGCAAAAAGUUUAUCGCCGAAACUCGUUCUGAGAAUGAGUUCAGCGUCCCAUCAAAUGGUCAAAAAUUGUCAUUAACAGACAUGAUGAAGGGUGUCAGUGGUGUUGAUAACAUCCUCAUUGAUCAGAAUGCGAAAGCGGUAGCUACUCCGUUACCCAAGCGUAUUCAACAGAGAAAUGAUCGUGGAGCAGCUUAUGAAUUAGCCAAGAAGGAAGUGAGUAAAUGGAGUGAUACCGUACAGCAAAAUAGGCAAGCUGAGGUACUCAAAUUUCCCAUGCAACAGCCAGAUCAAAUAAAUGACUCUGCAUUGACGUUUAGAGCAGACAAUCAUGCACCUACAACAGCAUUGGAGAAAAAGGUUAAUGAUUUACUUACGCGGUCGGCGUUGGUUGAUGAUAAGAAGGAAGCCACAUUUGAAGAAAUUGCCAUGGCUAAGAUGUCACCUGAGGAAUUGCGCAAGCGUACCAACGAAUUGAGACUUAUGAGAGAAUUGAUGUUUAGAGAUGAACGUAGAGCCAAGAGGUUGAAAAAGAUCAAGUCCAAACAAUACCACAAAAUCAAGAAACGGGAAAGAUUGAGAAACCAGGAAUUGGGUGAUGAGGCGGAGGAUGCGGAUGACGCUGAAGAAGAUCGCGAUAUGGAAAGAGCCAAGGAGAGAAUGAGUUUGAAACACAAGACUGGGCUGAAAUGGGCCCAGUCUAUGAUAAAGAGUGGAUUGUCAAAAGAUGCCUCGAAUAGAGAAGAGUUGGAAGAGAUGUUGAGGCAGGGUGAACGAUUGCGGGAAAAGCAAUUGGGGAGAAAAGGUGGCGAAGGUGAUGACGACGACGAUGAGGGAAUUUACAGCGAUGAUAACUUGGAUCGACUCGAACGUGAGUAUGCAAAAGAUGUUGAAGGGGUGGAUAGAAGCAAGAUUGGUAAAGGUGUGAUGGCGAUGGAUUUCAUGAAGAAUGCCGAAAAGAGGAAAAAAGAAGAAAACUUAAAACAGAUUGAGCAGUUGAGACGAUUAGAAAAUGGUGAGAAUACGGGACUUGAUUUAUUUGAGGAGGAUAAUGGUUUGGUUAAUGUCAAGAAGAAUACAGGGAGACGAGUUUACAAUGCAGCAGCUAUUGAUGACACUGAUUUGAAUGAAGAAAUUAGGCAAGAAGUUGACGAUGAUAAUGCUAAGUCAUUGGAUGCAAAGAUUGGCACUGUGAGGGUUGUUGAGCAAGAAAGAACGGAACGCAAACCUGAAGAGGCUGCCGAAAUUGAAAAGGUUGUUGUUGACGAAACGAAUCCUUGGCUCGCGUCGUCUACAUCUGUUAUCAACAAUGAGCCUCGCCAAAAAUCAAGUAAAAUCAACACUUUGAUUGAUGAAAACUCAUCGAAACUUGCUAAAGCUGCUGCAAAAAUUGCCAAACGUAAACAAAAGCAACAUAAUGACACAGAAUCUUUAAUUGACGUCAACAAGACAUUAGCCAUUUCUGAUGUUCAUAACGACAACGAUUCCGACGAAGGCGAACCCAUCGAUACUGAUUCAGUACCUACAAUGUUUAAGCAAAAGGAUUUAAUCAAAGAAGCAUUCGUUGGUGAUGACGUUGUUAGUGAGUUCCAACUGGAAAAGAAACGAAUGAUAGAGGACGAAGACGACAGGGAGGAAGAUGUAACUUUACCAGGAUGGGGUGAUUGGGCUGGUGGGUCUUCCAAAAACAACAAGAACAAGAAACGUAAAUUUGUCCGCAAGAUCGAUGGUGUUGCACAACGUGAUAAACGUAAAGACAAGAAUCUAUCCAAUGUUAUUAUAAACGAAAAAUUGAACAAGAAAAUACUCAAAUAUCAAUCGCUGGAUGUUCCUUAUCCUUUCGAAACUAGAGAACAAUACGAGCGGUCAUUACGAAUGCCAUUGGGCCAGGAAUGGACGAGUCGAGAAACACACCAGAAAUUAACCAUGCCUAGAGUCAUUACCAAACAAGGUGUUGUUAUUGAUCCAUUAAAAGCUCCAUUUAAGUAG